Messenger RNA from Gymnogyps californianus (California condor), 4605 nucleotides. RefSeq names its product neurexophilin and PC-esterase domain family member 3 (gene NXPE3). Lineage: Eukaryota; Metazoa; Chordata; Aves; Accipitriformes; Cathartidae. The coding region runs from base 207 to 1892 and encodes 561 amino acids. The transcript has 6 exons. The record is from RefSeq and is a predicted model, not a curated record.
ACUGGAGAAAAUAUCUUUUAUCUUGCUUAUCCAGACUUGCUUCAGACCUUAGUCUUUAAUAACAACUUACUGGAAUCUCUAAUCAGGAAUGAAGUGGAAGUCACCUGAAUUCUCUUGUACACUACUGAGACGAAAUGACAUUCAUGUUUGUGGUGAAUGGAAGUCAUGGCAGCGUCUAACAUGGGAGGGAAAGACAUGAACGGACAAUGUGGCGUGACUCGUUCAGAUUGCAGCUCUUCUGCCUGCUUAUGGCAGUACUGGCUAUUGUGGUGCUGGUCCAUAACUUUUUUCAGUUAGAGCACCUGGAUGAUGACACAGUUUCAGGAUCAAAUUGGAUAACAGAAAACAAUGUCCAGCAUUCUCUAUCACACACAACCAAAACUACCAGGAAGCCUUACUGUGGUUAUAAGCAGCAGACUUUGUCCAAAAGAGAACAAGCGGAACAGGCAUCAUUGCUUGCUGCAAUACAGUGGCCAAAACCCCCUGAUGGCAAAAUUGCCUUUGUACAAAGCACUGAUCCCACACAUAGUGACUUUGUGAUUGUGAAACCCAGCAGGUUCUUCAAGGUGGGUGAUCAGUUAGAGGUGCUUGUUCGUAUGAAGGAUUUCCACGGAAAACCCAAGCAGUAUGGCGGAGACUAUCUACAGGCACGAAUUCACUCUCCUCUGCUGAAAGCUGGAGCAACGGGAAGGAUUGUAGAUUGCCAUAAUGGCCUUUACAAAGUCUUCUUUACCUUGCUUUGGCCAGGAGAGGUCAAAGUUUCUGUGUCGCUUGUCCAUCCAAGUGAAGCAAUCCAAGUCCUCCUGCGUUUACGAGAAGAAAGGCCAGACAGGGUCUAUUUCAAAAGCUCAUUCAAGUCUGGGAGGUAUUCGGAAACUACUGAAUGCAAUGUUUGCUUGCCUGGAGACCUCCCGGUCUGUAACUUCACAGACCUCUACACGGGUGAGCCGUGGUUCUGUUACAAGCCUCGAAAACUGUCCUGUGCCAGCCGAAUCAGCCAUGCCAAGGGUGGAUAUCAAAAAGGUCUUCUGACACAAGAGGAAAGCCUCUUUUUCCAAAGUGAUGUGAAUAUCAAAAGGCCGCUGCUCUCCAGUGGACCUGAUUCAGUGAUGGUAAAGCCCAAGGCAUUUACAGAUUCAAGCAGUAUGGACAGAGCUGAAGAUCCCACAGUUUCCCCUUCUGGUUAUUAUUAUGAAGACCAGUGGAGGUCUACAACACACUGGAUCCAUCAUUUUAACAAGUCAGAUGAUAUAACCAAAUGCUUACAGGGAAAAGUAAUCCACUUGUUUGGAGACUCUACAAUAAGGCAGUGGUUUGAAUAUCUGACAGCAUUUGUUCCAGAUCUAGUGGAAUUUAACCUGGGGAGUCCUAAGAAUGUGGGCCCUUUCAUGUCUGUGGACCUGAAGCACAAUAUCCUACUGAAGUUCCGCUGUCAUGGCCCACCCAUUCGCUUUUCAACAGUCUUCAGCAGUGAACUGCGCUACGUUGCCAACGAACUGAAUGGCAUAGUGGGUGGGAGAAACACGGUGAUAGCCAUAACCAUAUGGUCCCACUUCAGCACUUUCCCUGUGGAAGUGUAUAUCCGGCGGCUGAGGAACAUUCGGAGAUCAAUUAUUCAACUGCUGGAUCGCAGCCCCAAGACUUUAAUCAUCAUCAGAACGGCUAAUGUUCAGGAGCUUGGGCCAGAAGUGAGCCUCUUUAACAGUGACUGGUAUUCCUUUCAGCUUGAUUCUGUCAUGAGGAAAAUGUUCUCAGGAAUUGCUGUGCACUUUGUGGAUGCUUGGGAGAUGUCUCUGGCUCAUUACUUGCCACAUAGCUUGCACCCAAAAGAAGUCAUUGUUAAGAAUCAAAUAGAUGCAUUUUUAUCUUACGUGUGCCCUCUGCAAACUUAGCACAAGUGGGUAUCCCUAUGUCAUCAUCUUUUGCUAUAGCCGAAGGAAAGUUGCUCUUUGUCAGAGCUAUCGAGUUAUGCUGGAUGGUAUGGAAGAACUCUGGUUAUUGUACUUGCAUGCAGUAUAAGCGGGGUGGCCUUAGCUCUGGGUAGCUGUGAAAGGUGGUAAAGAGGAGUUGACUGUUCAGGCCAUAUCUUCCUGCAAGGUUGAUUCCUUCCAACCUUAUCAUUCGUAUCUGAGAUUAUUAGAGAGCACCUUAAAUUAAAUUGACAGGAUUCAAUAAGAAAUUAUAUGGGUUAUUAGCUUUACUAGUUGUCUGCACUGUAUGCUUAAUUUAAUCCAUAUGACACUGAUUCUGUUGCCAGGGUCUUGCUGCUCAGAACUGUGUGUGAAACCUGGGAAAAAUUUUGGGAGUGGUCUUCCUCUCAACGUUGCAGAGUUUGAGGGACAUCCCCUCCAGUUGUAUGUCAGAGAGGCGCAGCAUCUGUUCUUGUUUCAAAGUCCUAAUUAGAAAUACGAAGGGAGUGUACCAAAAUCUCUAAUAUCAAUCAAGGAAGCACAAUCAAAAUAUCUAUAGUAUUAAGUCAUCAAGAAUUUGCUGAAAUUCAAUAGAGCACACUAGUUAGGCACCCUUGGUGUUUAAAGACGGCUGCUAAAUAAUGCAAAUAGCCAGUAUUUUAGUUUGGUUUCCUGUACUACUGAAUCUCUUCUGAGCUUUAAUACACUGUCUACUUCUUGAUUUGUCUGUAAUGGAGAAACGUGUAUAUUAUGACCUCAGUGAAGACACUGUCUCAGGCAAUUUCUGCAAGUUCAAGUUGCAGGCUUGCCUACUUGAAGCUUGAAGCUCUCACUAAUGAAAGUGUUUCCCUUCCCUGUAAGAUAAAACUGUUCCGUUACGCUCUUGCAAAGCUGGGCUUCUGAUCAUUACUCUUGUACAUCGUUCAUGCAUUGUGUCUGUAUGGAGAAGCCAAGUGAUCUGAAUGCGCCUGACGAUGUUUGGCAAUGGGUAACAGUAACUGGCACACACUGGUGUCAAGGCCGUGCAAUGAUGUCCCUUCUAUGUUUGGCAGUUUUAUCAUUUAUUCAUGAGCUUCACUGCUGCCAAUAUAAAAGGUCAAAAACAUCGCACCCAGAAGCCAAACACACACAGGGUUACCCUCCAUACAGAUGCUUGGUAAAUAUUUGUGGUUUUGCUGGUGUGAAAGCUGGUGGCUCUUGGGCCUCUUGGCAUGGUGUUUUCUGCUGCUAAUUUGAUUGAGCCCAUCUAUAGUUUUAACUAAUAGCGCUUUGAAAACAAAGUUUUGAUUAAAUUCAGCCCACAAAUUAAACAGCAGAGAAGUGUUCCAUAUUGUCGUAUUUCUGGUCCUGCUCAGGCCAAAGGUAGCCUUUACCAGUGGCUUUACUGAGAAAUGUGUCAGAACAGUAGUGGAGUGCUUCUGAAGAAGCUCAUCAUGCUUAAGGAGAAUAUGAAAGUUGAGACUUUGUGAGCAAACUGAGAAGAUUAAUAAGGCAAAUUGGUAGGUUGCACAGAAUGGAAUAAUUGAAAUGUCUUCAUAUUAGAAAUGUUUUACUCUCUGCCAGGUUUGCUGCUAUGUUAGGAAGAUUGUGCUCUUAUUGCUGGAGCCCCAAGAGAGCUAAUGCUACCAGCUACAGGAACAGUGUUUUUUGUUUCCUUCAUUCUAAAGGACAACUGAGAACUGUUUUAAAAACAAAUGUAAAUGCUUUUAGCAUGUACAAGUCAUCAGUAGCAUCCAUCUAUAUACUUAGCAAUUUUAAAAUGUUUAAAAAUGGCUGGAGGAGUUGCAAACACUGAAAUAGCAUUUAUUCUUAGCUUUUCAAAUCAGAAUUAAGGAGGUCCAAUUUGCCAGUUCCUACUGACAACUGCCUCACAUAGUAUCUGUCCAUACAUUAGCUUUAGGUGAUUAUUUCUUACUUUAAUAAGUUAAUGGAAAUUUAUCCUCUGCUAAAAAGAGACCACACCAAUUCAGGUCUGGGAAGGUAAACCACCACAAUGCAAAAUGACCUUUCAUCUUUUCCAGGUGUGUUUUUUAAAAUAGGUAGAGUAUAAGGCUUUCAUGCUGAAUAACAAAUCUAUCCAAAUAAUGUUAAUGAAAAUAAGACUUCAAACUUUUGCUUUGAAGGAAACUACUUAAUUUGUGGACUAACCAUUUGGUUUUCCUCACAAAGCUAUAUCAUGUGUGAAAGUGUUGUCGUGGCAUGUUUCUUCUCUGAAUGUUGUAGUGUUCACCACUGCUCUUCAACGGCAACUUUAUAUCGCUGUUAGCUACCAAGAACAGAUAGAGAAGAACAUUUUUUUUUUGAAUGUUUUGACAAUUGAGGGAAAGAGAACAGGGCUGCUGUUAGCAAAGAUGUCUAAUCACCUUCUGGUAGAACCUCUCCCUUUUAGAUUAAUUAGAUUUAAUUUUUUUGAUAACAGAUUAACUAACUUUUAGGUAAUGAACUUGAGGGAAAUUGCCAGUUGAUUUGGAAUGAGGACCAAUAUUUCAUUUCUUUGGGCUCUGGAAUAGACAGGGAGGAGAAAGGGAGAAAGUGAGGAUUUACUCAUGUUUUAAGAUGAAGACUGGGGACACUAUGCUUUUAUAUGUCAUUCAGUUGAACUAUAAAUUAUUUUUCAUUUCUAUUCUCAUCUUGUUACCAGUUGUGUAUGUACUGUAUAUGGAAACAUAGAAGCAAUAAAAUAUUUUUAAAUCAG